Molecule: messenger RNA, 1260 nt
Organism: Oncorhynchus masou masou (cherry salmon)
Lineage: Eukaryota; Metazoa; Chordata; Actinopteri; Salmoniformes; Salmonidae
Product: GTPase IMAP family member 9-like
Exons: 2
Coding region: 96-752 (218 amino acids)
Molecular function (GO): GTP binding
Source: RefSeq, a predicted model, not a curated record
UACGGUCGGUGCAAAUCUGGAAGGAACCGUUUUGCAUCUUCCUUAUUGUAGAGACAUGAAGCAGGUGGGAGGUUCUAAGAGAGCUUGGUGAAUAAAUGGUAAGACAACACUGUUUCUCCACAUUCACCUUUCAUUAUCAAGACAAUAUGGGUAAUUCUAUGCCUGCAGGUCGUGACAUUAGAAUUGUGAUGAUUGGAAAAACUGGAGCGGGUAAAAGUGCCACGGGAAACACCAUUCUGGGCCAACAAAUGUUUACAUCGAUGGAAGACGCUAAAUCGGUGACUGAGAGUUGUGUUAAAGAAAGAGUUCAUGAUAAAAGAUGGAUAUAUGUGGUGGACACACCAGGACUGUUAGACACAGGGAAGACUGAAGAACUUGUCAAAAAGGAGAUAGUGAGGUGUCUUCAAAAGUCAGCCCCUGGUCCUCAUGUCUUCUUGCUGGUGGUGGAGGCAACGACAUGGAGAAAGGAGGAUCAGAAUACUGUGGAUGAUCUGGAGAGGCUCUUUGGACCAGAGGUCUUCAAGUUCAUGAUUGUGCUCUUUACUCAUGGUGAUAAACUUGUGGGUCAAACAAUAAACAACUUCAUAUCUGAUGGCCAUGAGUGUGUUCGAGCAAUUAUAAAACGCUGUUUUGGCAGAUUCCAUGUUUUUGACAAUACAAGUGGAAGUAGAGGUCAAGUUGUUGAGCUGGUCAAGAAGAUUGAUGAGAUGGUGGCAGUAGCUGGAGGAGGGUACUUCACACAUAGAAGAUAAAGCUUGUGUUUUUAGACCAUAUCCUUAAUAGUCCUUAAUUAUGGAGAAAGGGUCGGUGGAAAGUGCUGUGUCAUGUUAGUGGAAAAGUACUGUAGAAUAUAUUGCAUAUGUAGCAGGGCACGUUAACAGGAAUCCUGUUCUCUAACUAUGUCACUUGAUUUCAUGAGAAAAAGUUUCUGCAGUGAGGGUGUGUAAUGAAAGUCAAGGUGUCCUUGGAUGAGUGUGAAAAAGAUGCAUAACUAGCAUUGUUAAAAUAACUGUUUUAAUGAAAUCUGACCAGACCAGUUCAAACCCUAAAAGAAGACAAUGUUCAGCUGUACAAUUACAAACUGCAGUAACAACACAUUUGAUCAAAAUGCUGCCCGAAAUCAGGCUCUGUAGUAUCAGUUUUAUCUUUUGACCAAGUGUCCUGGUUCAAUUUUCUUCUGUUUCAGUGAAAAUGUAAUGUCAAAUUUGAGAACUACAAAAUCCAAGUAAAAACCAAGGCAAACAGCAGUAAGUGAAGUUA